AUGCGGAGAACGGGCACGGACCUGAGUCCGGGCGGUUUAAGCCGAAGUGCCUGGGAAGGGCCACGAGUGGAAACUGCCGUGACGGGACGGGGCUCGCGUGUGGGCCUCGCCGCGGCUUGGCGGGCGGACCAUGUGCGCUCGAUGUGCUUUGAAAUCUUGAUUAUGGUGGAUUUUUGGGUCCCACCACAUGACAGGCUCCUGUUAUCUGAAAGCCUCCCCGCGGAGGCCUUCAUUAGCAUAUGUCAGGGGGACCGCCGUAUAUAUAUAUACACACGCGGGGCGUAUAAACACCACCCCGCUGCCUGGCUCACACCGGCACGGCUCGGCACGGCUCAGCACGGCUCGGCACGGCCCGGCCCUGCCGGCUCCCCAUGCUUGGGACCCCGCCGCGCACCCCCACAUGCCCGCCGGGAGAGGCCGGCAGCCGCUCUCCGCCGCCGCGCCCUAGCCCGCUCGCCCCGCGCCCCCAUGGCUCCGCUGGCCGAGGUGGGGGGCUUCCUGGGCGGCCUGGACGGCCUGGGGCAGCCGGUGGGCGCCCACUUCCUGCUGCCGCCCGCCGGGGAGCGCCCGGCGCUGCUCGGGGACCGCCGGGCGCCGGCGGAGCGGGCGGCCCGCGGCGGCGGCGGCGGUGGCGGCGGGGGCGGCGCGGCGGCGGCGGCGGCGGCGGCGGACCUGGCGCACUUGCAGGGCAUCCUGCGGCGGCGGCAGCUGUACUGCCGCACCGGCUUCCACCUGCAGAUCCUGCCCGACGGCAGCGUCCGCGGCACCCGCCAGGACCACAGCCUCUUCGGUAUCCUUGAAUUCAUCAGUGUGGCAGUGGGACUGGUCAGUAUUAGAGGCGUGGACAGUGGCCUUUACCUUGGAAUGAAUGAGAAGGGAGAACUCUAUGGCUCUGAGAAACUAACUUCUGAAUGCAUCUUCAGGGAGCAGUUUGAGGAAAACUGGUACAACACUUACUCGUCCAAUGUGUACAAACAUGGAGAUUCGGGGCGGCGGUACUUCGUAGCACUUAACAAAGACGGUACUCCCAGAGAUGGGGCAAGGUCCAAAAGACACCAGAAGUUCACACAUUUCUUGCCCCGGCCCGUGGAUCCUGAAAGAGUUCCAGAACUGUACAAAGAUGUAUUAGGAUACAGCUGAGGAAGGAGGCAACUUUGGAAAAAACCCCAUACUGGAGCCAUUGCCCUUGCUUUCAUGGCAAUCCCAGCAUAAGGAACCUGCAGAGGUCUAGGAUGCUGGAUUAGAAGAAGCUACUUUGUGAUAGGCAAGCCUCUGUUUUCUAACCUUUGGAUUUAGGAGACAAAGCCUUAAAGCUGAGAGUGGACCAGCCUCCUUCAAACUCACUGAACUGUUUCGUAGCCAGUAACCAGAGGGAAGUUGGAGUGUGACUUUUUUAAAAAUAACAAACUCUUGGCAGUUUUGUCUGGAUUACCUAUGGUCCAUAAAUUAGCAAAGAACUACCUACAUCAUGUGGAUGAGACAACAGCUGGAAAUAAUAGAAAGAAAUGGACUGUAAAAUAGUAAUAAAUCCUGAGAACUGUAUAUGAAGUUUUAGUGGCUCCACUUUAGUGACGGACCUUAGAUGUCGAUGCAUCAUAGUCAGAGCUGGAACUUUUCUUCAGGAUGGACCUAUUUAUACAUUUCCAGAUAGCAAAUAUUUAUUUUAUAUAUUUAUUUAUUAAAGAGUUUAUUUUUUACUGGGAUAUGAAGAGAAUACAAGCCCCUAACCCCAAUGAGAAAUCAUUUACAGUGCCAAUAUUUACUCUGAGUAGUGUCAUCAUACAGAAAUGGCAUUACAUUGCAAUGCAUCCAAAACCUGAACAUUCAUAUUUCAUGUUUCAGAUAAGGUUAUAUUUUAUGCACAUACCAUUGCCUUGUGACUAUCCUUAUUUUGGAAAGAAUGUUUAAUUAUU
This is a messenger RNA of Harpia harpyja (harpy eagle), 1913 nucleotides long. RefSeq names its product fibroblast growth factor 20 (gene FGF20). Gene Ontology annotation, biological process: positive regulation of cell population proliferation; positive regulation of protein phosphorylation; regulation of cell migration. Gene Ontology annotation, cellular component: cytoplasm. Gene Ontology annotation, molecular function: fibroblast growth factor receptor binding; growth factor activity. NCBI's taxonomy places the organism in Eukaryota, Metazoa, Chordata, Aves, Accipitriformes, Accipitridae. The transcript has 5 exons. The record is from RefSeq and is a predicted model, not a curated record. Bases 1 to 1140 code for a protein of 379 amino acids.